Molecule: messenger RNA, 1617 nt
Organism: Penicillium robsamsonii
Lineage: Eukaryota; Fungi; Ascomycota; Eurotiomycetes; Eurotiales; Aspergillaceae
Exons: 2
Coding region: 1-1617 (538 amino acids)
Biological process (GO): cytoplasmic translational initiation
Cellular component (GO): guanyl-nucleotide exchange factor complex; eukaryotic translation initiation factor 2B complex
Molecular function (GO): translation initiation factor activity; guanyl-nucleotide exchange factor activity
Source: RefSeq, a predicted model, not a curated record
AUGCUUCAUGCUGGUCCCAUGAAUUUCCAGGCCCUCAUCCUGUGUGGCCCUGGAAGUUCACUUAACACAUUCACAUCCAGACCCGAGGAGUAUCCAAAGUGCCUCAUGCAAGUCGCAAACAGACCCAUGGUAUUCUAUACCAUUGACUUUUGCAGACGAUCAGGUGUCACGGAUAUUACAUUGAUCACCCCCCCACUCUCCUACACUCCACUUCGGGCCGCCUUGGACCAAAACCCGUACCUUACAUCAUUCUACUCGCCCUCGGUCUCGGUUAUCGCACCAAAAGACCUUGAGAUAACAAUGGGAACCGCCGAGCUGCUCCGCCUCCCCGAAGUUCAAAGAUGUAUCCGCACUAAUUUUCUGCUUCUUCCUUGCGACCUCAUCUGUGAAAUCCCGGGAGAGUCAAUUCUCGAGGCGUGGAUGGCCACCCAGUGUGUUGUCAGCGAUAGAAACGAUUCUAGAGAGGUUCGCUAUCCAUCCCCUGCAGCCAAAUCCCACGUCGAUCGUCAGCUCGGAGCUCGAUCUGGUGGUCUAGCUGUGUACUACCAGACCGACAACCGAGAGGAAAGCAUCCAAGAAGAAGCAACUGAUUUCGUAGCCAUCGCACCGCUCCAGCAUGAUGAAGCACCCAUCGUGACAGCCCCCAAGGGACCACUAGUCCCACGGUUUAACCUAUCCAAACUCGUCAUGUCAAUGCCGAUGGAUACAAUGAAGGAGAAAAUAAAACAAGAUAACGGCCUGCUCAUUCGGCGUUCUCUCGUCCAGAAUUGUCCACGCGUCAGGAUGCUCACUACCUUCCGCGACGCCCAUGUUUACGUCUUCCCCUACUGGAUCAAAGAUCUACUCCGCUACCAAAGUAGACUGGAAUCCGUUAGCGAGGAUCUGGUAGGCACAUGGGCCAAGUCAGGAUGGCAAAGAGGUCUCGGCGAAAAGCUAGGGCUGACCAUGAACUUCGACAAAGACACCACCGAGCAGGAAUAUUCCAGUCCCAAAAGUAGUCCUACUGGCGCAUUCGUCGACAAACCAAUCGAUCUCCGAGAAAUGAGCACUACCAGAACUCGCUUGUGCGCAAAAGUGCAGCUAGAUGGGGUUUUCCAAUCCGCUGCUACUGAGCUGCCACAAAUCCUAGCAUAUGUCCACCGAGGCUCAGCCCCGUUCAUCCGACGAGUCGAUAACACAGGCGUUCUUCUUUCAACCUCCCUUUUGCUAGCAAAACUGCCAUCCAUUGAGGAAGUGGGCCGCAAGGCAGCGUCACCUCUCGCACAUGCUCAUAAAGUUGCCUACCCCGAGGGCGUGGCUUCGCCCAGCAAUGUUACAAAGAAAGAUUGUCUGCUCGGUGAGAAUGUGAUUGUUGAGUCGGCUGCCGUUAUCAAGGAGAGUGUGAUCGGUGCAAACUGCCAGAUUGGUAUCUCCGCGCGCAUCAUUCGUUGUGUUUUGAUGGAGGGCGUCGUCAUUGAGUCCAGGGCUCAAUUGACCGGGUGCGUGAUUGGUCGGCGAGCUCAGAUUGGUCACGAAUCUGUGCUGAAGGGGUGUGAGGUCCAGGAUGCUAAUGUAAUCCCAAAGGAAACAAAUGCUAGGGAUGAGAAGUUCAUGGUUUCCGAGACUUUGUGUGUCUAA